Molecule: messenger RNA, 929 nt
Organism: Nymphaea colorata (pocket water lily)
Lineage: Eukaryota; Viridiplantae; Streptophyta; Magnoliopsida; Nymphaeales; Nymphaeaceae
Product: protein NRT1/ PTR FAMILY 2.3-like
Exons: 3
Coding region: 12-929 (305 amino acids)
Biological process (GO): transmembrane transport
Cellular component (GO): plasma membrane
Molecular function (GO): transmembrane transporter activity
Source: RefSeq, a predicted model, not a curated record
UAUCUCCUAACAUGCUCUCCGGCAGCCCUAACAUGCUCUCCGGCGAACUUCCCGGCAGCAGUGAUUCGUCGAUGCGAUCUAAACGGAGAAAGGGCGGGUGGGUCACCUUCCCCUUCAUCAUAGGAAGCUCUGGGCUGUUGUGCCUGGCUGCGUAUGGCUCAGUCGCCAACCUCAUAGUCUACCUGGUUCAGCAAUUCAACGUCAGCCGGAUCGCAGCGGUGCAGAUCUUCAACAUAGUCAAUGGAUGUGAAGCCAUUGCGCCGCUCGUCGGCGGCAUCAUCUCCGACUCCUUCGCCAGUUGCUUCUCCGUUAUUUUGGCAGCCUCCGUCAUUUCUUUCCUGGGACUCGUUCCAAUGACCUUGACUGCAAUAUUACAGUCCCUUAGACGACCACCAUGCAGCAACUCAUGCAAAUCGCCUUCGAGUUUUCAGUACGCAAUCCUUUAUGUUUCACUGGCUCUCGUCAGUGUGGGCAUCGGCGGCUCACGCUACACAAUGGCCACAUUUGGCGCGAACCAAUUCGAAGAUCCAAAGAGGCAGGAAACCUUCAACUGGUUCUUCAUAGCACUCUAUGUUGCAAUGAUCCUGGCCAGCACAGUUGUUGUUUUCGUGCAAGACACUGUUGGGUGGGCUUGGGGUUACGGGAUCUGCCUAGCAGCCAACGUGAUCAGCAUUGUCAUCUUCCUCAUUGGCAAAUGGCACUACAAAGAAGUGAAGCCUCAAGGGAGUCCGUUCACUGGCAUUGCUCGAGUGGUAAUUGCAGCGAUUCGAAAGCGAAAACUGGCGCUGUCGACAAAUGUUAGCGAUUACUUCUACCAAGAUGAUCAGAUGAACACAAAGCAAAUGUGCCAAGUGACUUCAAAGUUCAGGCAAGAUUUUCUUGUUGGGAUUUCUCAUAAUGCUAACUCUUGCCUAAGAGGUGGGAAGUAG